GGGCUUUCCGACUCCUGCGCCUUACCUAUGAUUCCGAUUUUCGAUAUCAAUGAAAUUGCGUUCGCGGAGUUGAUUCAACCGUUCGAAUUGUUGCAGCAACCAGCCAUGGCCUCGCAAACGCUGGAUGUGAAUGACGUGGGCACGGAAAGGAGACUCGGAAGUGAUACAGAUUCGGAAGCGGCACAGGCACGAGGAAUGCUCGAUUUGCAGGCAAGCUGUGCAAGCUGUCAUGACUUUACUUUGAGGAAGCUGGUCCAAUCUUCGGUUUUUGGAUUUCUCAAGGCGUUUCUACUUUUGGGGAGGGCAUUCCGACUAUAUUGCGCCAUACUAUGGUUUCCGGUUUCCGUUAAUAAUGUAAGUAUAUCUGACACAUCCCUUGCUUAAAGGACUUCCAUUUUCUUUUAAUUCCUUUGGAUAAGUGAUUGACUAUUUCUCUUCAAUCUUUGAGUGGUGGCUCGACUGGAAAUUGGCCACCAUUCAAGAUAGGGAUGUGAACGGGUGGGAUCCGGGUCCGGUCUAGGUAGAAGCACUCCCGAGUAGAUCAUUAAUUGGGACAAAACCUU
This is a messenger RNA of Nelumbo nucifera (sacred lotus), 563 nucleotides long. Lineage: Eukaryota; Viridiplantae; Streptophyta; Magnoliopsida; Proteales; Nelumbonaceae. The record is from RefSeq and is a predicted model, not a curated record.